UUACUAAAUCUGGUCACCCCCUUUCUUUCUCCCUAAAAAAGCUCAACUUUGAGCUGAACCCCAAAAAAUGGGGGUAGAUCACCACCAGAUUUUAAUUCUGAAAGUAGAUCACACUCUCUUGGGAGUUGGCCACCCCUGCUCUAGUAGAUCCUAAUGCAAUUUCUGCCCCCCGCCCCGCCCCAAUGUAGGUGUGUAAAGGAAGUGGAGUGGAAAUUAGGGUGCAGAUAUCCCCACAAAGUUUUAAAAGCCAUACAGGGACUUCACUUGAAGGUGGCGGUAAAAACCCCAGACCAAGGCAUGUGAGGAAACUCAGCCAAAACCUCACACACCCCUCUCUCCAUCCGCACCUGCAUAGAAGACACCCAAUCCCGUUCCUGGGUCAUCAAAGGUGACUCUAGAAUGCAAGCAUUUCGCUGGAGGAAUUCAUGUGCAGGCUGGGAAACUUAAGCACGGGCAAUUAAAGUGGAUUAAAGUACUCUGUUGCAUAACUAAUCAAUUUUAAAAAGAAUGGAGUUGGAAAAGUGGGAUGAACAAAUGAUUAACAGCCAUUUGUAUAUAAGUACCCCGCAAGCAAAUCUGCACAAAUGCUCGCCCAGCAGACAAAUCAGACCAAAUGCUCAAUGAAGACUAUAAUCUAACCUCUGCAUAAGCUUUGCACCAGAAAAGUCAGGAGGAUUUUGAGGUCAUCUGGAGGAGCCCAAACCAAUUUCAGGAAGUGAGAUUGAGAGAUAAGGGGGGAAAGGGAAAAGGAAACUGUGAGUCAGGGAAGAAAAAUAAAACUGACCAGCGGCUGCUGACAGCAGGCGUAGAAAGGAAGCAAGCUAGCUACAUAAAAGCGGGUGCUAUGCUCUCUUUUCCUGCAUUGCCAGACGACAAAUCUUGAAUCUGACAUGGAAGGUUUAGACCCUAAGUUAUCCCAGCGCUCUGAGCUGGUGGAGGUCGACGGAAUCCCUUUGCUCAGUGGUGCUGCAGAAAGAUGGGGUCGCAUAUCAAUCUUUGAAGCGCGGGGGGACGACCUUCUCAUUUGCACAUACCCGAAAGCAGGGACUACUUGGACGCAGGAAAUUGUAGACCUGAUCCAGCAUGGGGGGGACCCUCAGAAAUGUGCUCAAGUCCCCAUCUACAAACGGAUGCCCUUCAUAGAGAUGCACAGCCCCUUGUUCUCACGCUUGGAAGAGGCAGAGCUAAUGCCCUCUCCACGUACACUUAAGUCUCACCUCCCGGUCCAGCUCCUGCCGCCCUCCUUUUGGGAACAGAAUUGCAAGAUCAUUUACGUGGCCAGGAAUGCCAAGGAUAACGCAGUCUCCUAUUUCCACUUCCAACGUAUGAACGGGAGGAUGCCAGACCCGGGAACAUGGGACGAGUAUCUGGAGAAGUUCAUUGCGGGGAAACUUCCCUGGGGCUCUUGGUUUGACCACGUUUGUGGUUGGUGGAAGGCUAAGGAUUCUCACCCAAUUCUCUAUCUCUUUUAUGAAGACAUGAAAGAGCACCCAGCCUUAGCAAUUCGGAAAAUAGCUCAGUUCCUGGACCAAGAACUUUCUGAGCCAGCUUUGAACCGGAUUGUGCAGCACACAGAGUUCAAGAGCAUGAAAGUGAAUCCCAUGGCUAAUUACAGCACAAUGCCAACUUACAACCACGCUUUGUCAUCCUUCAUGCGAAAAGGCACCGUGGGAGACUGGAAAGACUACUUCACAGUGGCUCAAAGUGAACGGCUUGAUGAUCUGUGUGCCCAAUUAUUAAGGGGCAGUGGCCUGACCUUCCGCACUCAGCUAUAAGUACCCCUCUGUGCUCUUCAUCAAUCCCAUGCCUGGAGCUUGGGCCUGCAUUAAACAACAUAGACCAUGUAACCACAAGCAAGGACCACAUAGGUUGUGCGUGUUUGUUUUGAAAUUUACCUUUAA
This is a messenger RNA of Zootoca vivipara (common lizard), 1901 nucleotides long. Its product is annotated as sulfotransferase 1C1. Gene Ontology annotation, molecular function: sulfotransferase activity. NCBI's taxonomy places the organism in Eukaryota, Metazoa, Chordata, Lepidosauria, Squamata, Lacertidae. The record is from RefSeq and is a predicted model, not a curated record.